This is a messenger RNA of Triticum turgidum subsp. durum (durum wheat), 729 nucleotides long. The record is from the annotation of a GenBank genome assembly. NCBI's taxonomy places the organism in Eukaryota, Viridiplantae, Streptophyta, Magnoliopsida, Poales, Poaceae.
AUGGCGGAACGAAAAAGAGUGCCACGGCAACUACAACGGAAAUGGUACCACGGUAACAUAUCUGAUGAUCUGGCAAUGCGUGGAAGCGCCGGUGCAAAAGAACAAGCAUCGGUGGACCUUCGAGGGGCUUGCGUAUCCGAAGGUGUACUUGGUGAUAAUCCCUGUUCGGUGGUCGAACUUGGCGUCAACAGCAACAGCAAGUGGAGGUGCAUGAUGAUAGUGGGGCGUCGCGCUCGUCCACUACGGCGGACAGGGCAUGCAGGUCGUGGUGGUACUGCUCGAGGUAGCAGCAGGAGAUGGCCGGGUCGGGUGCUUGUCAGCAGGCAGCGAAACAAGCUGCUGCUGCUCGAAGAAGGCGGCGGCACGCUUGCGGCUGAACGGAGGGAGGAAGAGGCACGGGCGCGAGGUGGCCCUCAGCUGCCAUGGCCGGAGGCGAGGCAGAGCAGCGAGCUGGAAGUUGAGGUCGUUGGAGGACUAGCUCGCCGGAGUGGCGAGCCAAGCCUCUUCUUGUGGCAAUGGCAGCGAGGAGGAGGCCGUAAAGGGAGUAGAGGAACGGCGGAGCAGAGGACGGGGUCGCCGGAGGCGAUGUUGGCGCAGCACGGCUGGAUGCGCGGGCGCCAUGGCGGGGAGGCGACAAAGCGGAGGUGCUCGAGGCGCGGGAGGGAGAAAAGUCAUGGGGCGGAGCUGACGGAGGAAGGAGGUCAGGCGCUGGAGGGAGAUGGGGACUGA